UGCAAAACUCCUGAAGAGCUUCAAUCAUCUCCUGUAUUAUCUUAACAAGCCAUCCGUCGCACAGUGCGCCCACCGCCGAACACCAAUUCACAGUCCAAUUGUGCUCUGCCAACCAAGGCAGCACCACGGACGUUACAUCACAGUGCCUGCGCUUGCGUGUUCCCCAGACCUUCCUUCUCCACGCUCACUACCAACGCCCGUCGAAGCUUGUCUCGGCCUAGUUUCGUCUUUCCUUACUCACGGUCUACGAGGAGUUCUUGUAUUUUGAUACCCCAGCGACGUCAUCACGAUGGCUAAUACGGGCUUUGCUGCGUCCUUUUGGUCGCAAGACUAUGCGGGUGGCCUAGGAGUGCUAUUCGGAAAGCUGCAACAGGGCGUGCAGGAGAAUCAGCAGAUCCUCACUGUUGCCCGCCUGCGCGCAGACGCUGAAGAAUCGUAUGGGAACAGCCUGUCAGGCAUUACUCCAGCGACCGAGCGCAUAAGUGGAGGCUUCUCGAGAGAUGAGGGUGCAAGUGUGCGAAAGGCUUACGAAGGUGUGCGCACCGAAAUGGAGGCUGCUGCGUCCAACCACAAGAAGAUUGCCUCGAACAUCCGCGAACUCGUCAUAAACCCCUUCGGCCGCUGGUGCGAGGCGCACGCUGCCCGUGUGCAGAACUCGCAGGACGACCUCCAGUCGCGCAUCAAGAUCCACGACCGACAAGCUGACGCUGUGCGCAAGUUCCGUUCGCAGUAUUACAACAAGUGCCGAUUGGUGGAGGACCUGGAAGAGGAGGACAAGCUGGCUUUCCAAGAUCCUCAGAGCGAAGCACUCGCAAGUCCCAAGGCGAAGGUCCCUACGAUCAAGAUGACAGAGCCUGAGGAGAAUGAGGAGGAACCUAUCGAUCUGGGUGACGAGACCUACCAGCCUGAGCAAAUCAAGAAGAUCCUGACGCACAUGUUGGACAAUAUCAAGAUCGGAGAAGUCAAGGUUCCCAUCAUUGGAACCUACCAAAACUGCUCUACCGGCGCGGAUAUCACCGAGUACAUCCAGAAGCACCUUGGCGCAACCAGCGUCAGCUAUGCUGAGAGGAUCGGCCAGGAUAUGGUCACCCAUGGAUUUUUGCGUCUUAUUGGAAACGUUGGCAAUGCUUUCGCGAACAGCUCGCGCAUGAACUACCAAUGGAAAACGAAGGUCUUCACAAUGACGGGUGUCCCUGAAAAGAAGACACCCCUGGCACGUGCAGGCACCGCGGCGUCCACCAUGUCCAACGACAGCUUUAGCGUGGAUUCACCAGGUGGUGUCGUUCAGGAGUACCUCCAGGGCUGGAACCCACUCAAUAACCAGUACCCCAACGAGACGCCUCCAGAGAGGCUGCGACGAGAGGCUCGCGAGUCUGACGAGCGUUACAAAGCUGCUGUCAAAAAGCUGGACUCCCUGCGAUGCAACUUGGAAGAGGCUAUGAUUGAUCACCUGAAGUUCAUGGAGCGCUGCGAGUUGGACAGGCUGAAGGCCAUCAAGGCUGUCAUUCUUGACUUCUCUGGUGCCGUCAGCAACGUCAUUCCUAGCUUGCAGAGCACGGUUGACAAGAUGAUGCUGUUCCAGGAGACCGUUCAGCCUCUGGGCGAUCUCCGUUACAUGCUGGAGAACUACCGUACUGGGCCGUUUGUGCCCAAGGUCACGACCUAUGAAAACUACUACAACUCGGUCGACGAACAGACUUUCGGUGUAGAUCUCGAGGCACGAGCUCGCUCCGAUAAGAAGCGCGUUCCUGUCUUGAUUACCACAAUCUUGACAUUCCUGGACAACCACUACCCUGACCUUGAGGGCGACGAGGUUCGCCGCGGUAUCUGGCUUGUUGACGUACCCUUGUCUCAAACACACAACCUGCGAGCUGCCAUCAACACCGGCAAGAAAUUCGAGGAUGAAAUCCUUGAGAAGUACGAUAUACCCAUUGUUGCGAGCGUCCUGAAGCUUUAUCUUCUGGAACUUCCUGAUUCCCUUGUUUCAUCUCACGUGUACGAAAUUGUGAAGACCAUCUACAGCACAACCGCGACGGAUGUGGACGAAGCAACACGAGUCGCAGUCCUGCAGUCGACACUCGGUCAGCUUCGUCUCGCCAACAUUGCGACUCUCGACGCAAUUUGCACUCACUUUACACGCUUGAUCGAACUGACUUCAGCUGACGAGACGUACGUGGCCGCUUUGGCAAAUGCACUUGCACCAUGCAUCCUUCGCCCGAGGCUGGAGAACACCCUGACUAUGAACGAGCGCUACAGCUACCGCCUCGUGCGCGAUCUGUUUGCUCACAAGGAUGCUAUCUUUGGAGAGCUGAAGCGUGCUAGCACCCUCACUCACUCUGCUUCCGGCUCGCAGCGCCCUCGCGCCAUCUCCACUGAUGAAAGCAAUCGACGUGCCAACAUGGAGGAGCGUCAACGAGCUAUCGCCGCGCAACGAUCCCCUCGAGGCGUCUCACCUGGUCCCAGCAACCGCAGCAGCGGCUCUCACCGCCGUGACCGAAGUCAGACACGUUUCCCCGUGAACGCCAACAACUCACCCACCGAAGCACGGAAGGCUCCCACAAACCGUGGCUCUCUUGAGGUUCCUGACCCUGAUAGUCCCAGCGCCAGCGCUCCUGCUGCUACUACGAACGGCACAACAGAAAACGCAUCUGAAGCAUCUGCACCCUCGUCCUCAUCCGCACGCGCCACGGAGAUGUACGAGCCUACUCCUUUCUCGCCUGUUGAGCACCCGGCGCCUUCGAGCACACGUGUGCCACUAGCACUCGGCGGGAGGAAGCACGCUGGAAGCCUGGCGAGAGGCAACCGAGACUCGACAGGCAGUCUUAAGAGGGGAGGCAACCGCGACUCCACUGGUAGUCUCAGGAGUCUCGCCAAUGCCAACAAUGAAGAUGCGCCCAGCGGCGUCACACUUGAGGACCCAGCGCCUCGAGGAGUUACGCUGGAGGACAAGCCUAUGGAUGACUAGUGGUUGUUCUGAGCCCAACUCCAGCAUAAUAUACCUAACGAAGGACCGAUAGAUAUUGGGAGGAGAUUUUGAUGCCUAACGUUGUUACGGGUACGAUAUCAGCGACUAGCAUGUAAUCAUUUGUUGACCACUUGGCGGUUCUUUUGUUAAUACUGGCAAUGAUCAUGAGCAUAC
Molecule: messenger RNA, 3139 nt
Organism: Macroventuria anomochaeta
Lineage: Eukaryota; Fungi; Ascomycota; Dothideomycetes; Pleosporales; Didymellaceae
Exons: 4
Coding region: 290-2965 (891 amino acids)
Biological process (GO): cytoskeleton organization; small GTPase-mediated signal transduction
Cellular component (GO): cytoplasm; cell division site; plasma membrane
Molecular function (GO): GTPase activator activity
Source: RefSeq, a predicted model, not a curated record